Arabidopsis lyrata subsp. lyrata is the source of this 989-nucleotide messenger RNA. RefSeq lists its product as uncharacterized. The record is from RefSeq and is a predicted model, not a curated record. Lineage: Eukaryota; Viridiplantae; Streptophyta; Magnoliopsida; Brassicales; Brassicaceae.
AAAAAAAAAAAUCUCCUUAUAGUAGAGUCUAUUAGUAGUCAAAGCUUCAACGACUUAUAUUAGUCCCUUCAUCUUUUCCACUGAAAGAAGAAAGAAACAUGGACAAAAAGCUAAAGACCACCACCAUUAGUCCACAACCGCAACCACCAAAGCUUUGGCUUAACCACAUGAAGACAUUUUUUGAUGUUCCUAACCCGAGAAUCGUUCGAAUCUUUUUUAUAAGCAGUUUUGCCACAUUUUUCUCUGGAAUCGCUUUUGCUUUUGAAUGGACAUUUCACGGCAAGAACCAUAGCGGAUUCCAAUGGAUCAUCUACUACGCCUUGUCACUGAUCAUUCUUCCUAUUCUCAUCUGGCUAGGUCUCGGUAUUGUCAUGAUUGUUUCGUCAAGCCACGGAUCAAUGCAAGUUGCUAGCGUAGCGGUGGAAGAAGAACAGUGUGUCAACAGUUUUGCCGAGGAUAGUGGGAAUGAAGAAACUAAAGAAAACAAUUGUGAGAGUUUGGCGAUUGUGGUUGAUUCAGAUAAAAAAAAGUGCACCGAUAAAGUAUUUGAGAAUAAAACGGCAAAGCUAAAACGCACAGUUUCAUUCCCAUUGCAUAGCCAUGUGCGAUCAUGUCGGACUAGCUAAAUGCCUAAAUGUAAAAAUAGGCAAAAUUCAGUUCUCUCUAAUUCCUGGAAUUUACCACGUGUCAUGGUGAUCCUAUUAAUGAGAAUAAUAUAAUUGGGUCCCAUAAAUAAGUGAAUUUGUCAUCUAACAAAAACCACGUGGUACGAUCGGCGGAAUUGUCGCCAAGCUUAGUUUGGUUUUGAAAUUGAAGAUAAGCUAGAUAUGUGGGGUCCGCUUCGUCUUAUUCAUAUGUGGGAGACGAAUACUGUAUCUUUUUUUUGUGUGUUUAAAAUUAGCCUACAAUUUUAAUUGUUAAUGUGUUCUACUAAUUCAUAGGAGAUUUUAGUUACAUUUCACUUCUGUUCUGUGUAUAUAGUUAUAUAU